Cylicocyclus nassatus is the source of this 1974-nucleotide messenger RNA. NCBI's taxonomy places the organism in Eukaryota, Metazoa, Nematoda, Chromadorea, Rhabditida, Strongylidae. The record is from the annotation of a GenBank genome assembly.
CAGAGGCACUGUCCCAUCUACAAUUUUCUAUUAAUUGUCUAUUUUAUCUCAUCAUGCUACUAAAAUAUCUCUUAGUCGGAUCUAUUUCUGUAAUUGGUGUGCCUGUAGUCACAGCUGAGUUUGUAUAUGCCGUCGAUGUACCAGAGACACAAGUCAUAGUACCAAUGAGCGAAGCAGUAGCAAAAUGCUUGAAAAUGUCUCGCUACUCAGCAGUUUUUCUUCGAGCAUUCCCUCCAAUGUCAACAAAAUACUAUGAUCGAACAAUCUGCAAUAGCAUAGCUAACGCUAAAAAAGUUGGGCUUCAUGUUGAUCUGUACAUGAGUCCUCUCCCUUCGCCACUAGCGUUGAAUGCGACGGGAGUCAUAGAUACUUUCCUCCGAGUUCUGGAUGCUUGCCAGGAGACCGCAAACAGAGUUUGGCUCAAGGUGACCAAUUCUUUGAUGUGGGGAGUAGACCGAGAGCGUAGCGUUGCCUUCAUCAACAAUAUCACACGGGAAGGUGAGGCCCAUGGUAUUGAUAUUGGAAUUUACACAAAUGAAAAAGAUUGGAAUACCAUCACUAAUUACACGGAUACACUAGAUUUUGAGCCAAAAUUGCUGUGGUAUUACAAUGUGAGAAACAACGGAAUUGAUGGCGAAACAUCAAUGAAUUUCCAAGAUUUUGAAGAGUUUGGACCAUUUAGCAAUAACAUCGGGCAGGGCAAGCAGUUGGUCAAGGUCAAGCAAUUUGGGUAUAGCGUAUCUGUUUGUGGAAUGUCAGUUGGCAGGGACACCUUUGAGAAAGGGAGUUUGGAAAACAAAGUAUCUGCUCCUGUAGCCAGUGAAUCACAGUGUUGCUUUGGAGCUUACAUGCUGAAACUGCUUCAACUUUUCUUUCUCAUUUAUGCUCUAGAGCUAAGCAUACAGAAGCAUGUUUCCGACGACGAAGUCAUUUUGGAUUUUCCUUUGCAAUCACCUCAGGAAGAGGUCGUCUCUUUCAACGAAGGCUUGAACAGGCCAUCAAUCACCAAUAUAUCACAAAGCUGCCAGGGAAAAGGAGACACGGUUGCUUGCUUUUUUGCAGACUCAGUAAAGAGGAUAUCUGAGACUUUAGAUUUUUACUACAAAAAGUUGCGAGAGAUAUUCGGUUGGGGUGGGCCUGGAGAACAACAAGGAGCCAAUGCCAAUAAUUCCACUGGAGCAGUAAAAAAUCGUGAGAUCUUGAAGCUGGACGAAGGACUCCUGGAAAUUGAACCAGGUCAUCAAAAGCUAAGACUGGAGACGGAAACUAUGCACAGAAGGAGGAAGAUGGAUGACGAUGUGAAGCCCGGUCCGCCAGGCUUCGUUGCUCUCUUCACCAUACCCCCUCCAGCCAAGUCUCCUAUGGUCAAAAAAGUGCAUUUUCAAUAUCCGGAGAAGGUGGUGUUAGAGCAAAGAAAUGAUGAGGAUUUUUGUUGCCGAGUCACUUAUAAAGCCGCUUCAGGAGUGGUAAUAGUCUUGGAAGGAUUAUAUUUACUGUAUUAUAUUCUACUUCUAGUAUUCGCCAUCGUAAACCAUCGACAAGCAUGGAGUGUCGUAAUACUCAGUGUUAAUCUGUUUCUACUAAUAUUACAAGUGUUCAUUGCUGCAGUAGGAGUUUGGAAGGAGAAGCCGCAGUUGCUUCAAUCACACUUGAUCUUUUUGUGCCUCACUCUCAUAUGGGACCUAAUAAUGACAACUGCAUUCUUUAUCCUAGCUGUAUAUCCUAGCGCUAAAGAGAACAAGCUUAUCAACUACAGAGGAGCAGAGUUCAAUGGUCCCGGAUUUUCGGUAUCGUGAUGGGAAGUGCAAUGGUGUUUUUCUUCGUGAUACGGAUUAUAACGGCAUGGAUUAUUUGGAAGUAUUGGAGUCUGCUGCGAUUAAAGAAAAGGCGGUCACCCGGAAGCAAAUACUUCGCUGUACCAACUGAUCUAUGAAUUUGAAAUUAUUCCUGAUAAUUGAAUAAGAUUGUAAAUAU